UACGGUAGGAAGUGAUGUUAAUUUCUCUAAAUGGUUUUCAUUUUUGAUAAAUCGUCAUGGAGAAAUAUUGGAAGUGUUCUACCCUAGUGAUGAGGAUGAUGAAAUGGUGGUUGUCAAGAAAGGAAUGGCGGCCAUGUUUGCUGCUCGAUUACACCAUGAAGACGAGACCACUAUGGAAAAAACUGAUGAUGGUUGGCAGUACCAUGUACAGGAACUCGGGCAUGAAGGUCGUCACAAUUCAACCUACAAAGUUAAGCCUCAUUCUGAAGGAAAAGUUUUCACAAAAACACGACACGAUCAUCCCCUGGAACACGCACGAUCAAAAUAUACCAAGACUUUAUAUUUUAACACUGAUCUGGGAACUAUUCAUACAGUCGAUGUUGAUGAACAUUUCUCUGCAAUGAGACAGAAUGUGCCAGGGUACAAUGCCUUUGAAGGCCAGAGACCGAGCCAAGCAGUAAACGACUUCACUGAAACAGAAUAUCCGGAAAUGGCGGCGUUUGGUAAAGGAAAGCUUGAAUUUAUUUCUAAACAUCAACUAUCGUCAACACCGGACCGUAGUAAAAUAGAUGUGACGUCAGAUUCUAUUCAUAUAGAUAAGGUAAAACAACAUCCAAUCAGAAGUGAAACACCUAAAGUUAUUCUGGAACAAAUUAAAGGCAAUUUGACCAUUAUGAGAAAUCAACCGGAAAAGCAAGCUACUCAAGAGAUGACCAAUGGUUUCCAUCGACUUAUAACCUGUCUAGAAUUGCUGGAUGAUGACCAUUUUGAAAAUUUAACUGACCAUUAUCUGAACCUAAAUCCACUAUCAAUAAGAAAUGAGAAAGAUAGAAACCACAUGUUAGAUGCUAUAGCUGGUACUGGAUCAGAUAGAGCUCAGAAUGUUCUUAUUGAGAAAGUGUUGAAUAGUGAACAACCUGAUAAAGAUCUCGUCAUGAGGCUCAUGGUUCAUAUCAUAUCCAUGGAUGAGGUUCCUAAUAAGAAAUUUUUAUCAAAAUUAUUUCAACUUGGUUUUGAGCCUGAGAAAUCUCUGGAGAUUUUACAAGAAGGGGAAGUUUAUCAUCGUAUACUGCUAACGAUAGGUUCGGUUGUUCGUAAACUGAAUCAAGAAGGACGCCAUGAAGAAGCCAAAGAAGCCAUUUCAAAGAUUGAAAAUAUGCUGGGAUAUCAUGAUCCACAUGCCUUCCGUGUGAGAAGAUCUGUGUUGACAGAAGAAGAAAUAGAAAGAGAUGAUAUCUGGAGAGUCAAUCUACUCAGUGCCCUGGGUAACGCUAAAAUGGAACAAUCAUAUGAAUAUAUCGUAUCACACAUCAAUUCUACCAACUGUCAAUGGAUCAAACGAGCCGGUGUACAUGCUUUACGUGGCUAUCAUCAUGAUCAUGCGGCCAAUCUGAUGUUAAAGACAGCCAUGUAUGAUGAACACGAUACCGUGAGAUAUGAAGCUUUAUUACAAUAUCAGGCACAUCCCAGAGCUAAACAUAUUACACCUUAUAGGCCCAACAACAGGUCUUUCACUGGUAACGAUAGUUCUAUGUAUUUCAACCCCUGGGAUCUCAAUACACAAGAUGUGGCUGUUCAUUCCCGGCAUAGACGUGGCUUUUUGGACAAAGGUUUUGAAUUUGUACUGAAAUCUCCGAGCAUUGACUGGAAGAAAAUGUUGGGAUCGACAAAAAUAGGGGCUUCGUUUGGAAUCCUUGUGAAGAAUCUCCUAGAUUUAAAGAUUUCUGCAUUAAGUGGUCAUGCCAUCGUUGAUAUACAUGAUGAAGCCUAUGCCAGAGUACAUCUUGGUGUUGUUGGUAUAAAUCUCGACUUCUUUCUAGCUCGAGUUUGUUUUAAAGGAAAGGCUGAAUAUAAUAUUAAUCUGUUACAGGAAUUCGGUAUUGACAAUCUGAAACAAUUGGUUGAACUUUAUGAUAAAAUAAAGAAUGACGUCGUGAAGGAGAUUAAGAAGGGUAUUGAUCUGUUUAAAUCGAUCAUUAGAGGUGAUAUUACUAUUGGUCAAAUUAUUGACGAGUUCAAGGCAGCACUUGAAGAAUUACCAUUGAAGGUUUUAAAUCUGGGUAAAAAAGCCAUAGCAACAAUGAAAAAACUUGGAGAGAUUGAUGAGAAGGACUUACCUCCCUUUAUCCGGCCAUUACGUAACCUAGUAACCAAAGUUGUCACCCUGUACAACGAUAUCCGAAAAGAUGUCAUGGGCUUCUAUAACCAAUUAUUAGAGACUGUAACUAUAAUUGUACCACGAGCUGGUAAACAGAUUUAUACAUCUAUUAAAGCUAUCAUUGAAGCUUUUAAAGAUUUUAACAACGAUCCGAAAAAGGCUAUAGCUGGUAUCGGUGGUAACGUACUCAACAUUGGUAUGGAAGUUAAAAAUCUCAUCGAUGCGGUAAACAAAACUAAAGAUGCCUGUUUCUUCUUGAAAAAGGAGAAGCCAUAUUGGUUUGAUUUGAAAGGUGAAUUUGCGGAAAUUAAGGAGUUGACCAUCCAAACUAAAGCCUCCUUACUUAAAGGUGGUCAAACGUGGGUUGGUGAAAAAUUCAAGAAAGGACAGGAUCCUGUCGCUGCUUUUACGAAUGGACGAUUUAGCACGGCUGAGUUACGACAACAAGUAAUGGAUGAUUUAAAAUCGAUCAUUGAUGAUCUUCUAGAACCCUUUGAUUCUGUAAAAGCACUCGGGGAAUCCUUCUUUAACAGAUUCACAUCUAUAUUUAAACUCGUCACUGAUGUUAAAGACUCAUACAAUGCUCUUAAAGAAGGGUAUAGUACAGCCCGAUCACUAAUCGACCGUGUCUUUGGACCAAAAUGUCACCGAGAUUUCCCCAAGAAAUUCCGUACAAAAGGCGGCGGAUGUGACGGUUCCGGUUUUUAUCCCUCCGAGUUAAAGAAGGGGAAGGAAUACGAUGUAGAUGGCGUUGAUCUUCAAAUAUCACGAGGAUCAAAGAUUGUAGCACCGUUCCCAGGAUACAUCAUGUUAUCACCAACCAAUGAGAAUGAAGUUAUAAUACAGGCGACUGGUGGUUCAUUGAAAGAUACCAAGUUGAUAAUAACCAACAUAAAACCUAAUAGUACUAUAACUAGACAAGAUUCAUCGGAUUAUACACAAACACUGUUAGAAUUUUUAUUUAAUUCCUAG
Messenger RNA from Patella vulgata (common limpet), 3130 nucleotides. RefSeq lists its product as uncharacterized. Gene Ontology annotation, molecular function: lipid carrier activity. Gene Ontology annotation, biological process: lipid transport. The record is from RefSeq and is a predicted model, not a curated record. Lineage: Eukaryota; Metazoa; Mollusca; Gastropoda; Patellidae. The transcript has 24 exons. The coding region runs from base 104 to 3130 and encodes 1008 amino acids.